This is a messenger RNA of Boeremia exigua, 2324 nucleotides long. RefSeq names its product benzoate 4-monooxygenase cytochrome-like protein P450. Gene Ontology annotation, molecular function: monooxygenase activity; heme binding; iron ion binding. The record is from RefSeq and is a predicted model, not a curated record. NCBI's taxonomy places the organism in Eukaryota, Fungi, Ascomycota, Dothideomycetes, Pleosporales, Didymellaceae. Bases 484 to 2106 code for a protein of 540 amino acids. The transcript is spliced from 3 exons.
CGGUCACGGUCGGUGAGCGGGAACGGGGAUCGGAGCAAACCACGCCUGAUCCGGACCUUUUCCGAUGGAGCAGCGCCACUUAUUUGCCAUCGCCGGAACAUCACAACGGGCCCAAGUCUUGUGGUGGAGACGACUGACAAAAUCGUAUCAAAAUCAACUCGUUGGAACGGGCCAAAGUAGCAACCAAUCAUCUGGGAGUGAAUCCUGCUGGUCAGCUGCGAGUGAUAAGCACUGCAACCAUUGAGGUAAACGUAAUCUGAAUUUGACUCAGCACUAACCUUGUCAUACUCACAGAACCUACGCUUGCUAGCACGGAAAGUGUUGGUCCAGCAUCGACUGUGGAGCACAAUUCUGAUGUUGUCCUCUUGGUGUAAUGCUGCAGCAAGGAUCGAAGAUGACCCACGGCAACGAGCGUGAUCCAUAUAAUACUACCCCUCCAUUCUAAACAGCGUUCUUCUUUAUCAACGAUCCCCAUUUGCAAGCAUGGCCAUCAUGGGCUUUGCAGAUGAUGUGUCGUAUCCGAAUAUAAUUGCACUGAGUGCUGUGCUCUUCCUGUCCUAUGUCUUUACGACAGCAGUGUACCGACUGUAUUUCCACCCUCUCGCAAGAUUCCCGGGCCCUUUUUGGGCCAAACUAUCGACCAUUCCGUCGUGGUGGCACUCGAAGAAUCAGGACAGACACCUGUGGCUUCUUGAGUUGCAGGAGCAGUACGGUACCGAGUUCCGCUAUGCCCCAAAUAGCGUCUGUCUUAAUACUCCCAAGGCAUACAGAUACCUAUUUGGCCCCAAGGGUAAUGUCAAGAAAAACUACUUCUACUCCAUUUGGCCCAAGACUGCAGACGGCAUCAACACUUGGAGCGCUACUUCAAUCCCAGUGCACGCCAGAAAGCGUCGUGUAAUCAAUUACGCCUUUUCUGAGAGCGCGCUAAGAGGUGCUGAGGUCUUUGUGCAUGCCAAUGCUGACCGCUGGCUGGAGCUGCUUGGUCAAGGUAUAGAGAGCGAUACCCAGUGGACAGAUUCGAUCAACAUGGCUGAUCAAAUUACUUACUUGGUAUUUGAUAUCCUCGGAGAUCUAUGUUUUGGAAAGAACUUCAACACGAAAGAGGCCAAUAGUACACUACGAAAUAUUCCAGAAGUCAUGGUGAACUUCAUGGAGAUUAUGCACCCGCUUGCCUGGUCCCCCAUAGGUCCACUUUACAUAUGGCUGAAGCCGCGGGGUGCGGACCGACUUCUCGCAGCCGUGACCCCAACCGUCGUCCGAGAGUGGUACGAGUUCGUAGACGAAUGCCUGAAAACUCGAACGGCCAAGCAGAAGGAGCUGGAAGAGAAACCCAUACCCGAGGCGGAAGUGCGCAAGGAUUUCUUCCAUUGGCUCUUUGGUGCCAAGGACCCCGAGACUGGAAUCGGUUAUUCACUUCCAGAGCUGUUUGCUGAGUGCGAGCUCCUCAUCUUUGCAGGAGCUGAUACUACCGCUGUUGUCCUCUCCGCUGCAUUGUUCUAUCUCUCACGAAAUGCUGAUAUUCAGGAGAAACUUGUAAGCGAAAUCCUGUCGACUUUUGAUAACUACCAUGACAUCAAAGCUGGUUCCAAAAUCCAGUCUUGCAACUAUCUCACAGCGUUCCUGAUGGAGGCUAUGCGCAUGUCGACGCCUGUACCCGCCGAGCCAGGUCGCGAAGUGCUCGAAGGCGGAACCACCGUGAAUGGGCACUACUUCCCCAAGGGCACACAGGUCAGCACCGCCUUUUGGGCAAUGCACUAUAACAAAGACUACUACCCCGAGCCUACCAAAUUUCGGCCCGAGCGCUGGAUUGUAGGCCAAGCAGGAUCAACAACGGAAAGCGUUGCGUUGGCCGAGAGCGCGUUCUGCGCUUUCUCAGCUGGCUCGCGUGGAUGUGUGGGUAAGAAUAUGGCAUGGUUGGAGAUGCGUCUCGUGAUAGCGAAGACGCUUUGGAAGUUCGAGAUGAAGCAGGACCCAACAAAUAAGCUUGGCGGUGGAAGCGUCGAUGCCGGACCGGGACGUCGUGAGGAGGGACAGUAUCAGACGUAUGAAAAUUUCUUAAGCAGCAGAAAGGGACCUAUGGUGCAGCUAAAGAAGCGCACACAUUGAGUCAGAGUAGAGGAGACGAGAUGGCAAUGCGUUCGGUCAAAGCUGCGUUCUAGUAUGUCAUUUGGGGUCGUUGGAGUUCAGCGUGACAAUGAAUACACGUUCAGCCAGCCACUGAGCACUUUUGCAGGAUUCAAACCAUCAAUAUUGCAGCUCAGAAACUGUAGAACUACUACCAAGUUCCACCUUUCAGCCACAUACACUCCAAUAAGAGUAAACCC